AUGGUCAUCGAAGAGACAAGAGAAGCACCCCAGAGAUACGCGUCGCGCCGUUACACCAUCCAACCUGCAAACUCCCCCCUGUGCGCGGACAUUCUGGAGGAACCAAUGGAGAAAUUGAAGUUCCCACUCUGCAAGUACGACGGAUCCACAGAUCCGGAGGUCCACUGCAACACAUUUGAGCAACAUAUGAUGUUGUAUACAGAUUCCGACGCCAUGUGGUGCAAGAUAUUUCCCUCAACACUGCUGGGAGUGGCAUCCGGCUGGUAUAAGGGACUACCAAAGGGGUCGGUAUAUAAUUACCGACAGUUAGAAACAGAGUUCAUGCUACGGUUCAUCAGCCGGCAGCAGAGAAAGAAAACGUCGGGAGAGCUGAUGGCAGUCACCCAGAGAAGCGGAGAAUCCUUAAGAGAUUACCUCACCAGAUUCAACAACGAGUCCACCAGCAUACCAAACUUGCAGCAAGAGAUAGCUGUGGUGGCCCUGAUGAGAGGAAUGAACCACUGCGAGUUCAAAAAAUACUUGGGAAGAAAAUCCUUCACCGAUUUGGGAAGCGCACUGAUAAAGGCCCACGAAUACAUCAAAAGCGACGAGCUGAUGACAAUCCCAAAUCACUAUCAGUCGGCACAGACCAGAAAUGCCGCACCAAGGCCGGUUCAGCCGGCGCAGCAGAAUCAGAACAGGGGGUUCAGAAAGGACGAACAGAGGAAAGACCCAAGAGGGAGGGAUUACCAGAAACAAUCAACCAGCAUAUACCCCACAUUCCACGAAUACACUCCAUUGAACGCCCCAAGAGCCGCGAUUUACAAUGUCAACAAGAACGAAAACUGGAAGAGGCCUCCACCAAUGAGCGACAAACCCCGACCACAGUCGAAGUACUGCGCAUUCCAUGAUGACUGUGGACACUAUACGGAAAACUGCAGAGAUUUGAAGGAUAACAUCGAGGAUAUGAUCAGGAGAGGCUAUCUGACACAAUAUAAAGCCCGACAGAACAACAACAACCCACAAAAUAGCAAUUGGCAAAGCAAUAACACAAACAACAGAUUACCAUCCACCCAAACACCGCUCCGAAUAGAGCAGAAAGCACCAGAAACCAGUCGGAAUGGGGAGGCUAGAAACAGUGGCCAGAAGGGGCCGACAGUAUGGGUCAUAUCUGGAGGACCGUGCCAUGGAGGAACAAUCAGUGGAGCCGGCAGAAGUCUGGGCGAACACCGCCACCUGGUAAACUACCACAGCACCAUAAAAUGGCCGGCAACCCAAGUCAUGCCAAAUAUUUCAUUCACCCCAGACGACUGUCGCGGAAUUAUAUACCCUCACGACGAUCCACUGGUUUUGGGCCUCGAAAUAGCAAACUUCCCAGUGAAACGAAUACUGGUGGAUGGAGGGAGUUCAGCGAACAUUAUCUUUUGGGAAGCCUUCGUUCAGCUGAAAAUAGACGAGACAGAACUCACACGAGUCAACUAUCCUGUGAUAGGAUUCUCCGGAGCCACAGUCUUCCCGGAAGGUAGCAUCAGGCUACCAGUGCAGAUUUGA
Molecule: messenger RNA, 1530 nt
Organism: Spinacia oleracea (spinach)
Lineage: Eukaryota; Viridiplantae; Streptophyta; Magnoliopsida; Caryophyllales; Amaranthaceae
Exons: 1
Coding region: 1-1530 (509 amino acids)
Source: RefSeq, a predicted model, not a curated record